GGGAAGGGCUUCAUUUGUGUGUGUAUAUAUAUAUAUAUAUGAUGCCUCGAGUGACCUCUCUUCUUGACAAGUGAAGAUACGUUCGUCGUACUUCACAUCUCAGACGGCUUCACAGGAAACCUAAUCGGAGCUUCAUCGGAAAAUCCAUCGACGUCUGGUUCAUAUAUAUAAGGUGUUGUGAGGGGAAAGGAAGAAAGGGGAAAACUUUUUCUGGAUCUGAUUCAAAAGUUAGCGAGAUUUCCGUUUGGAGAAAGAGACUUUUAUUUUUUUCUUUCUUUGAACUCAAGCUUUUUCCGAGAUUCGAAUUACUUUUCUCUCAUCAGUCUCUGUUUGGUUCAACUUUCUCUUAUUUUCCUUCUUUUUAUACUCUCUCUGCUUUCGAUUUCGAUUCAGUGGUGAGAAAUGGGAGUGAAGGUUUCUCCGACCUGUUUUCAUUUGUCUCAGUCCUCUUUUCCUCACUCACCAUCUUCCUCUCAAACCCUAGCUUCCACUAUCCUCUCUCCUUAUCUCAAACGGCGUCGUUUCAGCGAAGGAGCUUCCGUUUGCCGCUACGUCCACGUCCAGCGACUUGACCGGUCGGCUCUUUUCGGGUCAAAGCUCUACAGGUCGAGAUCUUGUGAGCUCCCAAAAUCGAAGACCCAAAUGAUCAAACGAGCUUGCAGUGCCAGCUUAGAUGCAUUCUCAGACGAAGAAUUCUCUAAGAAGAUUCAAGAAUUGGCAUUGAGGUUCCAAUUAUCCGACGACGACGAAAACACGGGAAACACAGAAAACACCAUGACUGAAGCAGAAUCAGAGAUGUUCACUGGUUCUAUAGAAAUUCAGAGUGAGAGUAUUAGUCCAGAUUCUUCUUUGAACAGAAGUAUCAGCUUUAUAGAGAAUCAGAGACAAUUUCCUACAUCAAAGAUUGAUGUAGAGCCGCCGGAUUGGCCGGUACGAGACGAUAUUAUUCCGGCCACCAUCGAGUGGAAGGCGAACAGCGUAGACCUGCCGCUUUCGCUACGGAUUAUAAAGAGGAAGAAGCAAUGGCAAGAGGGUUUUCAGGAGGGUUUCAGAGACGCAGGAGAAUCUGCUUACUGUUCUGUGAAAAAGGCCUUCUCUUCAAUGGUUUUCAUAAUUCGAGAGCUUCACAGCUAUACUUUGCAAAUGAGAGAAAUGCUAUACUACGAAGAUUUACAGGGGAUUUUAGUUCGAGUCCAGAAGGAGAUGCACGCGUCCUUUGUGUGGUUGUUUCAACAAGUGUUUUCACACACACCAACUUUAAUGAUGUAUGUGAUGAUAUUGUUGGCAAAUUACAGUGUUUAUUCAAUGGCGAAUCACGCUGCGAUCGCCGCAACCCCGCCGUCGCAGCCUUAUGCGACCACCAUGGAGUCUGUUUCAGUCUCUGAAGAGCAGAGCCACAGGCCACAGAAGUUUGAUUCUUCUGUGAUCAAGACGUUUUCGGUGUCCUCCUCGACCGGGAAGACCACUUCUAUUGGCGAUAACAAUGGCGGAGGAGGGAAAUUCCGGCCAGUCGCUAGCGGAACAGACGGUGAAGGACAAUUUGACAGGUCUCACCGGACGAUUAUUCCCGAUGGUGUAUCUUCUAUUACGAGAACAAGUGAAGAAGAGUCUGUUUCAGGGCAGGUGACGAGAGAAGAGGAGGUGAGUAUCUGGAAUUCGAUAGUGGAGGAAGCUGCGAAAAUGGAGGCUGCUUUGAGAGAUGAGGCUUUGGAUCAUGAAACGAUGCAGAGGUUCGUUUCUCCGGUGACCACGAAGAUCGAAGCAGAAGACUAUGCAGAUUACUUCAGAACAGAGCUUCUAUACAGAACAGGGUUGUCCCAAGAACCCAACAACCCUCUCCUCCUUGCCAAUUAUGCUCAGUUCCUCUACCUCGUAGCUCAUGACUAUGACAGAGCGGAGGAGUACUUCAAGAAGGCGGUGAAAGUAGAGCCGGCGGAUGCGGAAGCGUUUAGCAAGUACGCUAGCUUCCUGUGGCAAGUGAAGAAGGACCUAUGGGCCGCUGAAGAGACGUACUUGGAGGCCAUCUCUGCCGACCCGACCAACUCCUACUACGCCGCCAACUAUGCACACUUUCUGUGGAGCACCGGUGGCGAAGACACAUGCUUCCCUAUCAACUCUCCGGACACCAACAUUGACGAUGUUUAACCAAAACAAAAAUCCCAAAAAAAAAAAAGGAAAGAAAAAUACAGUAGCUCCAUAUCCGGUUCAAACCACCCAGGUUGAUCAUAAAUUAUUAAGUUCAAUAAAAAUAUGUUAAAAAGGAAGAAAAAAGAAAGAAGAAAUUCUUUUUUUAUUUUUCGAUUUUCCAUUUUCAUUUUUGGGUGAUGAGAAUUGUGUGAAUGGGGGAUGUGGGUAAAGGUGGUGUUUGGAGGCAGGGGCACAACUGUUAUGGUGCUUAAUUUUCACUCUUUUGGGCAACAUCUGCUCUGAUCUAGAGAGAGACUUCUUUCUAGUGAUCUGGAGGGGCGAGACUUUUUCUUUCGGCUGGAAAAGUGGAGGCUUUUGCUUGAGUUCUACUUUGCACAGUAGUAGUUCUAUCUAAUUAUAUAUGUUCUUUCUUUUCUGAGACUUGCACAUGCCGAAAAAGUGUAAUUAAUUUUUUUGUUCAAAUAUAUAAAAAUUUGCAAAAUUUUAAUUUC
This is a messenger RNA of Cornus florida, 2639 nucleotides long. RefSeq lists its product as uncharacterized. The transcript is spliced from 3 exons. Lineage: Eukaryota; Viridiplantae; Streptophyta; Magnoliopsida; Cornales; Cornaceae. The record is from RefSeq and is a predicted model, not a curated record. The coding region runs from base 403 to 2145 and encodes 580 amino acids. Gene Ontology annotation, molecular function: protein binding.